UUCAAAUCAUAACUAAAGAGAAGUGCUUUCUUCCACAUUUCCUAAUUUGGGACAAUGUUGUAUCUUUGGAUGGAUUGACAUUGCACAUUAAGUUUAGGGGUAAACCCUGAAAGGUGUCAGCUUCACCCCUCCCCUGCCCCCAUUUGCGCCAUGAGACGUUCCAGUACUGAUGAAUCUACUUACCACCGCAGUCCAUCCUUGGACAGCAAAGACUACUCUUUGCCCCAGGGUGGAGCAUUUCGGCGCUACAGCAGCCUAUACGGGGGCCAGUUUGGGGCAGCAGCGAGUGGUUCUUUUUUUGGGUUCCACACCAAUCCAGGCCCCAAGGCCACUAAAUCUAAGUACACAUCUCCUAAAGGCAACAAGUAUGUGGUGUUUUACCUGGAUCUCUCCUUCAUUUUUCUCCUAGAGCUGAAGAGGUGCAGAAUGGCUCAGAACUGCCUGCAGUGCAUGAAAUAUCUCAUGUUCGUCUUCAACCUGCUGUUCUGGCUUGGAGGAUGUGGCAUUCUGGGAGUUGGUAUCUGGUUGGCAGUCACACAGGGUAACUUUGCCACACUGUCCUCUUCCUUCCCAUCGCUAUCUGCUGCCAAUAUACUUAUAGCUACCGGAACAAUUGUGAUGAUUGUGGGCUUUCUGGGCUGCAUUGGAGCUAUCAAGGAGAACAAGUACCUUCUACUGAGCUUCUUCAUCCUGUUGCUGAUUAUCUUCCUCCUGGAAUUAAUCGUGGUCACACUUUUCUUUAUUUACACAGACAAUAUUGACAGAUAUGCUCAGCAGGACCUCAAGAAGGGUCUUCAUUUGUACGGGACAGAUGGCAACAUUGGACUCACUAAUGCAUGGAGCAUCAUUCAGACAGAUUUUCGAUGCUGUGGGGUGGCGAAUUACACAGACUGGUUUGAGGUGUAUAAUGCCACGCGUGUCCCUGACUCCUGCUGCCUGGAAUUCAGUGAGAACUGUGGUUUGCACUCUCCGGGUACCUGGUGGAAAGCGCCCUGCUAUGAAACUGUAAAAAUUUGGCUCCAUGAAAACCUCCUGGCCGUUGGGAUUUUUGGUCUCUGCACUGCACUUGUUCAGAUCCUCGGACUUACCUUUGCCAUGACUAUGUACUGCCAGAUGGCAAAAACAGACACAUAUUAUGCCUGAGCAACACCUCCACUGCUCUCUUUCUGGAGAUGCAUGUGGGGGGGAAACGAUAGACAUCUGAUCUUCCUUUGUUCUGUUCUUCCUCCUCUAAUUCUGGCUAAUGUCUCCGACAUACAAGGAUCCUCUCAAGCAUUGCACCUUUUUCCCCCCAUGGAUGACGUAUUGGCAGAGAGUAGAAUAUGAUUACACAGAACACAACAGGUCCAGGCUUAAGGUGAGGCACAUAACAGUAUUAUGGAUGGGAAAGGUCAAAUCUAACGUGGACCCAGUGAUGAACAAGUGGGCUGUUGGUUAAGUCUUGGAGAAAAUGUUUUUUAUGCAUCCUGGACCCUACGUACUGAGAGCAUUGACAGCUUACUCAUGACCGAUACCCCGUCUGCUUCUAUUUUACCAACACUUAAGAAGAGGUUUGUUUUUCUGGACUCAGCCGCUUAUCUAUGUCAGAAAUGAAGAGGAGGUAUCAACAGUACAAUAUAUUACUUCCCCUUCAGUUACCCAGACUAACUACAAACAAUGCUGUAAUUUGUUACAGUACUUAAUGUGACUUCUGCACCCUCAACCACAUCAGAUCUAAUGGACAGCCAAUCAAAGCACUAAAAGGACCAAAAAACUGUUGUGUUUGCACCAUAAUCACUCUACUUAGACUUGUGUAGAUUAUAUAGCUCACUUACAUUAACAUUUGUACAGUUCUCCAGCCUUUCUUAUACAAUAUUAAGAAGAUUUUUUUUAAAUUAGCGCUGCGGAAUCUGUUGGCGCUCUACAAAUAACCGAUAAUAAUAAAAUUAAAUCCAAAAAAAAAAAGCCAAAAAACAAACACGUGAAUUCUUUUUUUAGAUCGAAGAGAUUAUGUGUACACGUUUUAAAGUAACUUUCCAACCUCUAGAGAGAGCCUGCCAUAUUCUAAGUAUACAGUACUUCCAGACCUUGUGCACACAGGUGACAUGUUAAUACUCAGUGUUUCUGCAGUGUAAGAGUGAUCUUGUAUUGCAAAAAAAAUCAAUUCCAUUCUACUUAGCCAGUGAAUUAUUUAACAUCAAUAAUAGAUGUAAUGACUGUAAUAGGUCCAUUUUCUGUAAACAGUUAUUUUUCAAGUACUCUGAGCUAUGAAGCUGUUGGAAAACAUCACAGCCUGGGAAUGCCCAGUACAUUGUACUGAAGGAUUAUGGGUAAACCUGCAUGAGUUGUUACCCACCAAAAUAACAGAAAUUGUAGCUCCAAGCAGCUCAGUGCUUUAAAAAUAAUAUUUUUUAAAUAAAUAAAAAAAAUGCAUUACUUAAUAAUAUUAAGGAUGACUGAUUUAUUUGCUAAAGUAAAUAUUAAUGGUGUUUUUUUAAGGAAAGAUUUACUAUUUUUCCAUAUUACAUCCAAUGGGGCAGUUCUGUCAUUUGCAAGGCACUGUGUUCCUGCUCUUGUAGAAAAACUCAAAUUAAAGGACAAUACAGUAGAAUUGAAUAAUUGACAAAUACACAAUAAAACUACAUUGCAAUAGCGCUUACUUGGAAUUUGAAAUGAGCAGUGGAAUAUUUUCUAGAAAAUGUCAAAAUGUCAAAGCUAAUCCAAUUUCCCUCCCCUGUAUCAUGUAAGAGCCAUCAGCCAAUCACAAAAUGCAUAUAUGUUUAUACUGUGCACUUUUGCACAUGCUCAGUAGCAGUUGGAGCCUCAGAAAGGUGCAUAUAAAAAGAAUGUGUUGCUAAUGAAA
This is a messenger RNA of Bombina bombina (fire-bellied toad), 2842 nucleotides long. It is a transcript of the gene TSPAN4, whose product is annotated as tetraspanin 4. The coding region runs from base 151 to 1143 and encodes 330 amino acids. The record is from RefSeq and is a predicted model, not a curated record. The transcript has 7 exons. NCBI's taxonomy places the organism in Eukaryota, Metazoa, Chordata, Amphibia, Anura, Bombinatoridae. Gene Ontology annotation, cellular component: membrane.